Molecule: messenger RNA, 768 nt
Organism: Nymphaea colorata (pocket water lily)
Lineage: Eukaryota; Viridiplantae; Streptophyta; Magnoliopsida; Nymphaeales; Nymphaeaceae
Exons: 1
Coding region: 1-768 (255 amino acids)
Source: RefSeq, a predicted model, not a curated record
AUGGCGAAGGGUUUCUUCUUCCUCUCCCUCCUCCUCUCCCUAGCCCUCCUUAUCAAUGCGCGGGUUCCUACCCUUCUGCCGGAGAAACCACAGGAAGAUGGCCAGGAUUCUCUUGUAAACAUUGAGCCCAAGCUUCUCCUCCCGAGCGAGAAGCAGGAGUCGGAGUCCGAGCCGGCGACGCUACCGGCAGAGCCACUGACCCUGCGAGGCCCGAUCCCCACCGAGGAGGACGAUCUCUUUGCCGGAAACCGCCAUCACGUGCACCACGUUUACAUCCGCCGUCCUUUCCUCUUCCGCUUCCCCCGCCGAUUCCACCACCACAAGCACGAACACGAACACGAGCACGAGCGCCACCACGACCACGAGCACCACGACGACCACGACCACGACGACCACGACCACGACGACGAUCACGACGACGACCACGACGACGAUCAUGACGAUGAUCGCUAUAAGCACCACCACCACGAGCACAUGGGCGGUGGUCUUCAUUUCUUCCCUGAGAAGGAGGGAGAGAUCGAGUUCCCGAUCAGAGGGGCGGAGUUCGAGGGCCGCUUCCUGGACGAGAGCCAUCUUCCCGAUUGGUUCCGUGGCCACGAUCAGCCCCAUCACCGCCAUCACCACGACCACCACCACCGGUUUUUUCCCGAUGGGUUCAAAGAGAUGAAACGCAGACACAAGCACAAGCACGAGGAUGAAGACGAUGACGACAAGCCGCGGAAGGGAGGUGUUCUCAAGUGGUUUAGCAAUCUGUUGAAUAUGCCAUAG